Messenger RNA from Penicillium soppii, 2409 nucleotides. It is a transcript of the gene farB1, whose product is annotated as putative C6 transcription factor (Ctf1B). Gene Ontology annotation, molecular function: zinc ion binding; DNA-binding transcription factor activity, RNA polymerase II-specific; DNA binding. NCBI's taxonomy places the organism in Eukaryota, Fungi, Ascomycota, Eurotiomycetes, Eurotiales, Aspergillaceae. Bases 1 to 2409 code for a protein of 802 amino acids. The record is from RefSeq and is a predicted model, not a curated record. The transcript is spliced from 3 exons. Gene Ontology annotation, biological process: regulation of DNA-templated transcription; DNA-templated transcription.
AUGACCGAUACCGAAUCUGGGAAACGAAAGGCCUCAAGUGCUGGAAUAUCCGGCAAUAGCCGUCCCGUGAAAAGGCGUGCCUCUAAAGCUUGCUGCUGCUGUCGCGCCCGUAAAGUGCGCUGCGAUGUCGUGGAGAAUGGUUCCCCAUGCACCAAUUGUCGAUUAGACCAAGUCGAAUGUGUGGUGACGGAGAGUAAACGCAGAAAGAAAUCUCGCGUCGAGGUAGAGAAUCACUCCGAAUCCCCCGAGGCUUCAGAGGAGAACCAUUUCCAUGGCCGACUCAGUGACCUUUCGGGGUUGGCUGAUUUUGUGCCAACUUCUCCAUCACAGGCCUCGGUGGAUUUGGAUCAGGGCCAACAUAUGCCUCAUUUGCUGUACCAAAAUCAGGCUUCACGAAUCGGCUCCGAUGACCGCUAUCGACGCCGCAUGGCCUCAAACCCAGCAGUUCCCGCCUCCAUGCCCUUGGCCAAUGUCACCUCGCAGAUUCAGCAACUAUUAGAUCCCAACUUUGGCAAUCCCCGAGCCAGUGGCUUUCUCCCAGAUUACAUCCGGGGACUGCCUGCACGACUGCAAAAAGAGGAUAUCGACUAUUUGGCUGUCAAGGGUGCCUUGACGAUUCCCGAUGCUACCCUGCGCAACGAACUGCUCAAGAGUUAUAUCCACUAUGUUCACACAUACAUGCCCCUGCUUGACUUGGAAGAGUUCUUGCAGACCAUAGUCCAGAAUGAUGGUAUUCACCGAAUCAGUCUGUUGCUGUUCCAGGCGGUCAUGUUCGCCGGUGUGGCUUUCAUCGAUAUGGAACAUCUACAGGCCGCGGGCUACCAAACCCGCAAGGCGGCCCGGAAAGUCUUCUUCCAGCGUGCCCGUCUUCUGUAUGACUUUGACUACGAGGUGGAUCGCAUCUCCUUGGUGCAGUCCCUUUUGCUCAUGACCUACUGGUACGAGACCCCCGAUGACCAGAAGGACACCUGGCAUUGGAUGGGUGUCAGUUUGUCUUUGGCCCACACUAUCGGUCUGCACCGGGAUCCCGGAAACUCGCGGAUGGACGUGCGUCGUCAACAGAUGUGGAAACGCAUCUGGUGGAGCACCUAUACCCGUGACCGACUGAUUGCCCUCGGUAUGCGUCGACCCAUGCGUGUCAAGGAUGACGACUGUGACGUGCCCAUGCUGAGUCUUGAGGACUUUGAAUUUCGCCCUUUCUCGCCAGAGAUUGUGGCCAUGGUGGGCAAUUCGGAGAUCCUACAGAAUGUCAGCCACCAGCGUGAGCUGGCGUUGAUGUUUAUCGAAAAGGCCAAGCUCUGUCUCUGCGUCAGCCACGUCCUGUCGGCCCAGUACUCAGUUUUGAGCCACAAAUUCGGCGGCACCAUGGAAACAACCAUGAUGCUCGUUCCAAAGAAAUCAACCGCAGAAACAUUCGAGGUCCGAAGCUGUGACCAAGAGCUGGAGGACUGGCUGGCCAACCUCCCCCUCGAAACCCAAUACACAGCAUCGAACGGUUCCAAACUUUCCGAGGCAGACGAGGUUCUUCACUCCCACCGUGCCCUUUUAAAGAUGGUCUACCUCACCACCUCAAGCGCCCUGCACCGCCCCCAGGUUCUCCCCGCAGUCCCCUAUCCCUCAACAGACGCCGAACUCCAAGAUAUCUCCCGCAACAAGGUCCGAUUCGCCGCAGUUGAAAUCACUGCCAUUGCGCAGGAUCUUCACUGCCUAGACCUCACCCGCUACUACCCAACAACUGGCGUCACAGUCCUCCUUCCAGCAGUCAUCAUCCACCUCCUCGACAUCAAAUCAACAGACCCAAGCAUCCGCAUGACAAGCCUCCAACGCUUCUAUCAAUGCAUGCGAAUCCUCCAACGUCUCCGCGAAAUUUACGCCUCUGCAGACUUUGCCACCUCCUUCCUUGAAGCAGCCAUCCGAAAAGCUGGCAUCCAACUCACCGUCUCUCCCCAAGACGUCUCCCGUCCCCGCACAUCGACUACAGACUUCGAAAAACCAACCCGCCAUACCCUCACACCCCCACCCGAUUCUCUCGCCCAAAAGAUCCCUGACCUCACCUAUCCUCAAAAUGCCCCUGUCGCGCGCUCAUCAGACCUCUUCGCCUCGACACCGCCUCAAUCCGAUGGAAGUGAGAAUGGAAGCACGAAUAAUCUCAACCCGGUGAAGGAUGCUUUCGCCAUGCCUUCGGAGAUGAGUCUGACCGAGCUUAUGGAUCUGGCGAAUGAUGCCGAGGUCACGCAGAAUGAUUUCGAUGCCUUGAUUAAUUUUGAUGAUCCCGCGAACAAUGAUUUCUUUGAAGAGCAGAAUGCAGAGAAGUUCGAUUUCGGCGACAAUGUCAAUAUGCUGUUUGAUUCAGAGCCUAAGGUGGUGGAUUUCGCUUUGGAUCAUGCCGAGCUGAAGGUUUCGGAAUGA